GUCGUGCUAUCCUAACACUAACUAGCCACCUUGUCCAGGCGGUGUCAACAAACACGUCAGAAGCUUCGGCGUGGAAAAACGUUUUACUCUCUUGUGGGACAAUUACCCACGUGGACCCAAAAACAUGACUUUCUCCAAAAAUAACAAGAUGUUGAGCCAUAUUGGCUACCGCAUGAAGGUGACCAUGCUGGACAGCCGGACAUUCAUCGGAAUCUUCAAAGCUUUUGACAAGCACAUGAAUGUAAUCCUGGCUGAUUGUGAGGAAUUUCGUUGUGUACGUGGAAAAAAGAAUAAAGAAGAAAAACAGGAGAAGCGGACAAUGGGUUUACUGUUACUACGAGGUGAAACCAUUGUGACCAUGACUCUGGAAGGUCCUCCCCCAGCUGAGGAUGGUUCCCGAGUAAAUCUGCCAGGGGCUGCUCCAGGACCAGGUGUUGGUCGUCCUGCUGGUCGUGGUAUGCCUGGGACCGGAGGAACUGGUUUGCAGGGACCAGUACGUGGAGUGGGUGGCCCUUCACAGCAAAUGAUGCAACCAGCAGCUCGUGCUGGUCCUCAGAUUAAUGUGCCCCCAAGGGGAGGACCUCCUGGAAGUAUGCCACCUCACAUGAUGGGUGGUAUGCCUCCCCACAUGGGUCGUGGUGGUCCUAUGGCACCACCAGGUAGCUCCAUGAUGAGAGGAGGCCCCCCAGGAGGGCGACCCUACUAGAUCCACCUCCAGCUGCCAUCACAAGUGCUUCAAAGUGUUCCAUAUCCAAACCCGAAAAUUUAUUAUAAGAGCAUAUGAUCAGUACAGGAAAGGUACAGUAUAGUAGCUGUGAAGAUUUUUUUUUCUCCUCCUUUCAAGGGUGAUUGUGGCUAGUCAGAGGACAACAACGGCCAUAAGUACCGUAAAGUUCCAAGGUUGCACAACUACCCUUUCCCUUAUCCCCUUUAUUGAUUUAUUUUUAGAAGUGAUGUUGAUACACAGAAAAGGAAGUUGUGUAUAAGUUGGUAAAGGCGGCUUCACGCUAGCAUUUCACUUGUCAACUUUUUCAUUACUCGUUGAUUUUUUCACAAAUCGUCGGCAUUGUCAUUGGCUUUCUGUCAAAUGGUACAGACCGUCUACACUGACGACAACUUACUGGAGUAAUUGAUACUAUAAAUGGUAAUAAAAAAUUAACACUCUUACUUAAAUAUAAAGCUGAAAUUACUAUAAAGUAAUUAUUGCUCUUCUUCCAAAGAUUACUCAUUUAUUAUGUUUAAUUUCGUAAUUUUAAAAAGGUAAGAAAAUGUCGUAUGUUUACAUUUUGACCAUACGGGAAUAACAACAACAUGACGGAACCAACAGAUAAAAUAAUUUUCCAAGUAUGGACAUGCCUCUCCAUGGAGUUCUUGGUGGACUAGAUAAGGCAGCGCCGCUGGCUCUGGGAUCACCAGGCUUCUCAUACACCAAAAAAGGCAUAGAAUUGCUGUGCUUUCUUUGUCAGUUGGAUCCAUCUUGUUUGUUGACAGUUGUUGAUUGAGGGAAACUGCCUAGUUGGUUCUAAAUGCAUGUGUGACGGUGCACAACAAAAAGUUUGUCGAUUUUCUGAAAGUUGACAAAAAAUCAACAAAAGAAUCCCAGUGUGACGCUGCCUUAAUGAUCACUUCUACAAUUAAUGUACAAAAAAAAUUACCCGACUUUUAUUUAUCAAUUUAGAUAUAACUGAUAAGAGAUCAUUUUACAGGAUUGACACAUUGUGUGCCAUAAUUUUUAAUUUUUUUACACCGUUCAGUGGACAGAUGGUAGUGUGGUAGUGAAGGAAACACAAAUAAAGGCGGCAUCACACUAGCACUUUUUCCGUCAAAUUUUCUAGCCCAUCUCGCUCAGACAAAAUGUAUCGUUUCUGCUUGACUUGCUUGUACCAAUUUCUGUGGUCAAGUCAAGAUCUCUACUCGAUAAUGAGGAUAUUUAUAUAAAAUAAAUCGCUGUCUGUGGGACCCAAGGGACGAGCUACAGUAAAAAAAAUGAAGGACAUACAAUGCCAUCUUCUUUGUUUAUAAUUGACAAAUGCAGAAAGACUGGUGCAUUAGUUCUCUGUGAGUGUGUGACAGAGCUCCAUCUCUUAGUUGUGUUUUCUUCACUACCACGCUACCAUUGUUUUUUUUUAUAAUAAAAAUACAGUAUCUUUAAACUUACUGAGCAUUUCAUUAAUAUAUUAGCCUAGGUUAAAGUCCAAUAUUAUUGGUUAUGAAAUGAUGGUUGCAGCAUAUUUGUUUUUAACCUGAAAGUGAAAGUGAUUUGAAUAUACCCCUGUACAUAAGAGGUAGGAACAUGAAAAGUUAUUGGAAGCGAGUAAGCAAAUGAGCAGUUAAAUAUUAGAGGAGGUACUAUAGGGAAAGGAGUGGUGAUGAAACCAACUAUGGGAUGGUAACAGAAUUAGUAUACUGUACAUAAAAGAGGAGAAGCGCCCAUGUGGAAGAAAGUUAGUAAGAAAUGAAAGAUAUGCACAGUGAAACAUAGAAACUGGCAGGGAGGGAAUUAUCAUGGAGUAAAAUAUGUGGGAAUACAGAGAAAAGAAUAAUGAGGGAUGCAAGUGAUCUGUGAGAUCCAUCAAGGUAAAUAAUCCCCUGACAGAGCCUUGAUGUUAAUAACAAUGAGUAGGGUGUAAAGAGAAAUUCAGAAAUAAGGUGAGAGAUUUUUUUAACAUUGCAGUGGAUCAGCAUGCCUUCUGAAGGGUAGAGCUACUGAAAUUAACCUGCUGUUCAGGUAUCUGACAUUUAGCGAUCAUUCACUUAGCAAUAAUUUGGUUUAGUGAUUUAAAAUUUCUACCACCCCUGAUUAUUUAACACUGCAAUUGUUCGGUUUAGUGAUCAUCAACUCACUGGAAAAAAUUCAGGAGGGAAGUCGAAAAAAUGGGGAUUCACCUACCUAACCAGUAUUAUAUACGGGUAAUCAUGAGUCUAAUUCAGUAUAAGAAAGGUGGAAAUAACAAAAUUAAGUGGUGUAAAAUAAAUGCCGAGUGUGAUACUGCAUGUUUUCCGGCCCACUCAGAUAUCAUGGUAACGUUGUAUUUUCAAGGCCAACACUAAACCACUUGGAAAGGGAGCCGCUAUAUAAUAUACUACCUAUGAAUUAGCCAACCUGAAUUUUAGAAAUGAUUUUAAAAAUCAUAAUCUAGCUUUUCUAGCAAAAAAACAAAUUUUUUGGUAACCAGAAGGGUACCUGUCUAGGUUUAUUAUAUAGAAAUCACACAUUGUAGGGGUAUGCUACUAGCACACCACAUAUUAAACCAAGCUGUUUUCACAUUUGUGUUUACCCUGCUUUUGAACAUUGCUAUCUGUGCUUUACUAUAUCGCUGUGUAUAUUAUCGAUCACUGUGCAUUGCAGUUACUGUUGUGACUUUGGUGUUAUUGAGUAUAGUGUACAGACUGUUCAUUACCCUGUACUAAGUGAUUGCUCCUUCCUCUUCCUCUGCUCUUGUUGGCUAACAGGUGGACCAGAUAAGAACUGUUUACUGUCUUCCCUUUAUGUUUUUGACCUUAUGAUAAUUAUUUAUAUUUAUUUAUUUUUGCACAUUCUGUAAUAAAAAAUAUGUGAAUGUAA
Molecule: messenger RNA, 3565 nt
Organism: Homarus americanus (American lobster)
Lineage: Eukaryota; Metazoa; Arthropoda; Malacostraca; Decapoda; Nephropidae
Product: small nuclear ribonucleoprotein-associated protein B-like
Exons: 5
Coding region: 125-706 (193 amino acids)
Biological process (GO): mRNA splicing, via spliceosome
Cellular component (GO): U2-type prespliceosome; U4 snRNP; U4/U6 x U5 tri-snRNP complex
Molecular function (GO): RNA binding
Source: RefSeq, a predicted model, not a curated record